UGGUUACUUGUUAGGUUAAGCUCACACCAGCCAGCCGCGCCACUUAACUAAAAGCCCCUCCUCCUCCUCCUCCUUCACAUUUCAGUUACCGUCUCCGUCAAUUAACAGAAACUCAACUUCUUCGAAUCUCAUGGCGGAAGCUGGACUGAUUCAGAAACUUAUCGAUACACUUACCGAUAUAUCUGCAAUCUCCGACUACCGGUGCACGGUGAAGAAGCUCUUCUCGAAUCUAGCUCGACGGUUGAAGCUGUUAACGCCGUUGUUUGAAGAGAUUCGUGAUGUUAAGCAGCCGAUUCCUGAUGAUUCUCAUCAAGCUUUGCUUUCGUUAAUGGAGGAUUUGGAGUCUGCUAAGGAAUUGCUUCGAGUUGGAAGUGAAGGCAGCAAGAUAUAUUUGGUCUUAGAAAGAGAUGAAGUCAUGAAAAAGUAUGAAGCACUUACAGCUCGUUUGGAACAGGAUUUAAACAGUAUUUCAAUCGAUGAAUUUGACAUAUCAGAUGAAGUUAAAGAACAGGUUGCGCUUGUUCUUGCUCAAUUCAGAAGAGCCAAAGGAAGAACCGAUCCGCCUGAUGUUGAAUUGUAUGAAGACCUUUCAUCCCUUUAUCACAACCAUGUUGAUGCGGUAGAGGAUCCAGCUGUCUUGAAGAGACUGGUUGAAAAGCUACACCUAACUGAAAUAACUGACCUUACACAUGAGUCAAUAGCAUUGCAUGAAAUGGUUACCGCCAGCGGUGGAGAUCCAGACGAGAGUAUAGAAAAGAUGUCCACGGUACUAAAGCAGAUUAAAGAUUUCGUACAGACAUCGAGUCCGUUUGCAGGCUCACCACCAGGCGAGACUUCUGCUCUUCCAAGCUGUACGGGUCAAGGAAUGUUGGUCCAAAAUCCAAAAAACGGUGCCAUACCCGAUGAUUUUCGUUGUCCUAUAUCACUUGAGUUAAUGAAAGAUCCUGUUAUUGUGUCAACAGGGCAGACGUACGAGCGUUCAUGCAUUGAAAAAUGGUUGGAAGCAGGGCACCGCACAUGUCCUAAAACACAACAAAACCUGACCAGCACCGCACUCAUACCCAACUACGUAUUACGCAGCCUCAUAGCCCAAUGGUGUGAGACAAAUGGAAUGGAGCCGCCAAAACGAGCCACUCGGUCUGCUUCCGCCUGUACUCCCGCAGAACGUUCCAUGAUACAAAAUCUCCUUCGUAAGCUUAAUUCCGCCAGUCCCGAUGACCAACGAACUGCCGCCGGCGAAAUCCGCCUCCUUGCAAAAAGAAACGCUGAUAACCGCGUUGCUGUAGCCGAGGCCGGGGCCAUCCCGCUUCUUACAAACCUCUUAACCGCACCUGAUUCCCGCACACAAGAACACGUGGUAACCGCGCUUUUAAACCUCUCUAUAUGUGAGGAUAACAAAGGGAGUAUAGUGUCCUCAGGGGCAGUCCCGGGAAUAGUUCAAGUCCUGAAAAAGGGUAGUAUGGAAGCUCGGGAGAACGCGGCUGCUACCCUUUUCAGCCUCUCGGUGAUCGAUGAAAACAAGGUAACAAUCGGUUCGUUAGGAGCAAUCCCACCUCUUGUAUUGCUACUAAGUGAAGGUACUCAAAGAGGGAAGAAGGAUGCGGCAACCGCGUUAUUUAAUCUAUGCAUAUAUCAGGGUAAUAAAGGACGCGCGAUUAGAGCUGGUGUAGUCCCGACAUUGAUGGAGCUUUUAACAGAGCCACAAAGUGGUAUGAAGGACGAAGCGUUAGCCAUUUUGGCUAUACUCUCAAGCCACCCGGAAGGGAAGAUGGCUAUAGGUAAAUCUGAGGCGGUAUCGGUUCUGGUGGAGUUUAUGGGGAGCGGGUCCCCGAGGAAUAAAGAGAAUGCAGCAGCGGUUAUGGUGCAUCUUUGUUCCGGAGAUGAAAAGUAUCUGGUGGAGGCUCAAGAACUCGGGGUUAUGGCGGUACUGGUGGAUUUGCUUCAUCAUGGUACUGAUAGAGGGAAGAGAAAAGCCGGACAGUUGAUGGAAAGGAUGACCAGAUUGGGGGAGCAACAGAAUGUGCUGGCUCGGAUUCAGGAACCUGAACUGAUACCUACAGAAGGUCAGACGGGUUUACGAUCUAAUAAUUGAUUGGUGUUUUAUUUCUUCUUUUGAAAUUGGCUCACUUGUUUUCUGGGGUUGAACCUCAAUCCCUCUGUUCAGUUUAUAGUUUCAAUUUAUUUGAAUAUAUUGUUUGAUGAUGAGUAAAAACAAAUGACUGGGAAAGUGAUAAAAAUGCAUAAGAGAGUGAGAGGAGAUGAAAGGUAGGAUUUGUGGGUGUGUGUAAAUGUAACAUUCUCGCGUUGAAGUUUAAACGAAUGUAUUCCAAACGGUGUGGCACGUCAA
Helianthus annuus (common sunflower) is the source of this 2347-nucleotide messenger RNA. Its product is annotated as U-box domain-containing protein 13. Gene Ontology annotation, biological process: cell surface receptor signaling pathway; protein ubiquitination. The transcript has 4 exons. Gene Ontology annotation, molecular function: protein binding; ubiquitin-protein transferase activity. The record is from RefSeq and is a predicted model, not a curated record. Bases 131 to 2092 code for a protein of 653 amino acids. Gene Ontology annotation, cellular component: nucleus; cytoplasm. Lineage: Eukaryota; Viridiplantae; Streptophyta; Magnoliopsida; Asterales; Asteraceae.